AAUUCUUAUGCAAGGCAUCUUCAAUUAAUAGUUGAUUAGAUAAGUUCAAAAUACAUAAUUAGUCUUUGGUUGAUUAGCUAGUUUCUUUGUUUUCAAGUAAAUUGCCAAAAUGGUGAAGAUAGGUUUUGGUACAUUUGAUGACUCUUUUAGUGCUGCCUCCCUUAAGGCUUAUCUAUCAGAGUUCAUUGCCACUCUGAUUUUUGUGUUCGCUGGAGUUGGAUCAGCAAUUGCUUACAAUGAUCUAACAUCAGAUGCAGCCUUGGAUCCAGCGGGUUUAGUGGCAGUAGCUGUGGCUCAUGCAUUUGCACUAUUUGUUGGUGUGGCCAUAGCAGCCAACAUCUCAGGUGGACAUUUGAACCCAGCUGUUACUUUUGGAUUAGCCAUUGGAGGCAACAUCACCAUCCUAACUGGUCUCUUCUAUUGGAUUGCCCAAUUGCUUGGCUCCAUUGUUGCAUCUCUCCUUCUCAAUUAUGUCACCGCUAAGAGUGUUCCAACCCAUGGAGUGGCUGCUGGACUGAACCCUAUUGCUGGAUUAGUGUUUGAGAUUAUCAUAACAUUUGGAUUGGUUUACACUGUUUAUGCCACAGCAGCUGACCCCAAAAAGGGCUCAAUUGGAACAAUUGCACCCAUUGCUAUUGGGUUCGUUGUCGGUGCCAACAUCUUAGCCGCCGGUCCAUUCAGUGGUGGUUCAAUGAACCCGGCUCGCUCAUUCGGCCCAGCUGUGGUUAGUGGAAACUUUGCUGAUAACUGGAUCUAUUGGGUUGGACCAUUGAUAGGAGGAGGCUUGGCUGGGUUGAUUUAUGGUGACGUCUUUAUUGGUUCAUAUACCCCAGCACCAGCAUCUGAAUUCUGAAACAUACCCUCAAAAUUGAAUCAUGGUUGUUGGUCCUUUCAAGCUUAAACUUUGUUCACUGUUUGCUUGCUGUCAUGAACCUUUUGGUUUUGUUUUUUCUUUCAAAAAGAAAGUUGUAACUUUUAUUAUCUACCCGCUGCUUGUAAUAAAUUGUAAAUUAUAGUUAUCAAUGAAGGUCCCUUUGUUUUUGAUCUGA
Messenger RNA from Medicago truncatula (barrel medic), 1049 nucleotides. RefSeq names its product probable aquaporin TIP-type RB7-5A. Lineage: Eukaryota; Viridiplantae; Streptophyta; Magnoliopsida; Fabales; Fabaceae. The coding region runs from base 110 to 853 and encodes 247 amino acids. The record is from RefSeq and is a predicted model, not a curated record. Gene Ontology annotation, cellular component: plant-type vacuole membrane. The transcript is spliced from 3 exons. Gene Ontology annotation, biological process: transmembrane transport; water transport. Gene Ontology annotation, molecular function: water channel activity.